AUUGCACCUAAUGCGUGACAUGUGCUUGAACGCCAACCACAAAACCUUAACCACACUGGCUUAAACGUCGAGGCACAAAAAACGUUAUUUGCUGUACAUUGAAAGCUAUUUAUUUAUUUGUUUGUUUCUUUUAUAUCUAAUUACAAGAUGUUUCUGGCUUGAAUCUGUGGACCGCUUCAAAACUUUAUUGUGGUUGUGAGCUGUGAGACAAAGAGACAUCCUUGCAUAAUGGUGAUGGAGUCUAACUACAGUGAGAUACAUAAGAAUGACCCCAGCCUUAUCAUUUUUAACCGAGUAGCCUACACACCCGUGUUCAUUUUAGGCCUUGUCCUGAAUUUCUCAGCCUUGUGGUGCUUCAAGCGCACCCCCCAGUGGACGGACACUCACAUCUACAUGCUCAACCUCCUGCUCACAGACUUCUUACUGACCCUUUUCCUGCCUUUCCGCAUAAUCGAGACCUUCCGCCCCAUGAAACUGACGGGCUUGUGUACAUUCCUGAUAUGUGUACAUUACACCAACAUGUACGCUAGCAUCUUCACCAUCACAGCCAUCAGCAUCCAUCGUUACUCAGCCGUCAGGUUCCCCAUUUGGAACAAAUCCUCAGGCGCCUCAGAGGCCAGGAGAAAGAAGAUAGCGAGUGGGACGUGUCUUUUCAUCUGGCUCUUUGUCAUAAUACUCUGCAUAAUUUUCAGUCCAAAUAUGCAUUCAGAUAAGCUAAGAACAUGCUAUGUACGCAAAGACGCUGAGAAGAUGAGCUAUCAGUUCCUAUUGGUUUUGGAAAUUCUUGGGUAUCUUCUACCAAUAGUCACCAUCACGACCUGUUCCACACAAACAAUCAGGACUUUGCUAAAGUCGUUAAAGGACAUCCGUGAGCACACAGAGGAGGAAAUUAUCGACAAAAGGAAAAACGUCAUCGCCAUAAUCACAGCCAACAUGAUAGUUUUCAUUGUGUGCUUCACCCCGAUCCAUGCUGGUUAUUUGGUGAGAUACUUUUCAGAACUAAAUAAUACAGUACGUUACUUUUAUGAAGUCUCUGAGUGGUUAGCGACAACAAAUUGCUGCCUUGAUUCUGUGGGAUAUUACUUUUUGUUGAAAAAAGUUUUCAGAGACAAGCGGUAACAUUUGAAUCCUACUGUUGGGAGAAAAAGGUCCAUUUUAUACUGCUUUUGAACGUGAGACAAAAGUGUAACCUUGGUGGGGAGAAUGGAUGCUGUAUGUGCUGACUGACUGACUUUUUAAUAUUUUGAGGUAUGUUUAAGCUAUUUUACUAGUAACGCCAAAGAAUAGGAAACAUACUCUAGUAAUCUAAAUCUAAAAGCAUGUGACAAUGAAAAGAUGAACCAAAUUUUUUGUACCCACAAAAGAGAUGUGGGUAUGGUUUCAGAAUUUUUUUUUUUUUUUUUUUUUUUUAAUCAGAUAACAAGAACGGAAAUAGGAAAUAUGCAGGUGCUAAUCUUUUCAUCUCAUAUUUACUGGCAAGUUGUGUCAGGUGACCAAUAGUAAUGUACAGAAAGAUACAAAUCUAAAGAUGCUUAGAUGUUUCCCCCCUUCUUUUAAAAAAAUUAAGAUUAAGAGAUUCUCAAGGGAAAAUCACACAGAGUAAAUUUUGUACAUGCCUGUAAAUUAUUUGUUGUGAAUAUGUGAGUUAUAUGUGUUAAGCCCGAAAACAUUGUUAUGUGCAUGAGUCAAGACGUCAUGUGAACAGUCAGUCGUGAAAAUUUGAGAAAAUCACAUCUGUGAAAAUAACAACCACGUGUACAGCAUUUGAAACUUGUCAAAUUUUGUCAAACUUGUAUUAUAAUACUGUGCAUUAAAACAUUUUUUAUGGUGGUGAAUAAAAAGGGGAUGGAAAUGAUUGCUUUUUCAUUAGAAUGCAUUAGACCAACCGUUUAAACCUUCAUGCACACAUUCCAUACUGACAUGAUUUACUUUACCACAUACCAUAUUACCACAUUAGUGAAAACACUGUCAUGCGUCAUAGAUGCAGCAACUAAGCCUACGUGGUGGUUUUAAGCUAAAGGUUGCAGUGUCGACCCACAUGCUAAGUUCAAACAUUGGACACAAUAAUCAAGCCAUAUACACAAUAAUACAAGGUAAGACAUGCAGUGAAAUGCUUUCAGGACUGUCCUUGUUAUAAAAAAAAAAAAAUUGAGUCAAUGAAAAUGAAUAUAAAUGUAAAGUAAAAUAAAAUGGAAUUAGCUGUACAGAACAGGAAAAAAUAUAUAUAAUUAAAAACAUAUAUUUUUUUUAAAAAAAUACAGUGACUGAUAAUAUGAAUAUGAAUAUGAAUAUGGUGAUAUUGAUUUUAUGUACCAAUGGGCUUCAUUAGAAGGAGUGUCCACAUACUUAUAAUGUAUAUACUGUUAAUGAACAUGAUUUUACUUUUCUAUU
Messenger RNA from Hemibagrus wyckioides, 2391 nucleotides. It is a transcript of the gene gpr35b, whose product is annotated as G-protein coupled receptor 35 b. NCBI's taxonomy places the organism in Eukaryota, Metazoa, Chordata, Actinopteri, Siluriformes, Bagridae. Gene Ontology annotation, biological process: positive regulation of Rho protein signal transduction; phospholipase C-activating G protein-coupled receptor signaling pathway. The record is from RefSeq and is a predicted model, not a curated record. The coding region runs from base 229 to 1119 and encodes 296 amino acids. The transcript has 2 exons. Gene Ontology annotation, cellular component: membrane. Gene Ontology annotation, molecular function: G protein-coupled receptor activity.